CAUGCCUUUUAUUGCAAAACGUUAUUCAAAACAAAAGUCAAUUCAAGUGAAGACCACAUCUGAAGAGCGGUUCAAUUGAGUCAUAUAUUAGCCAUCAAUUGAUCCCAAAAUGGCUGACGACGAGUACGAACCCGAAGAUAUGGGUCAGGACUACGACGACCCCAUCGAUGAUGACGACAAUAUGGAGGCAAUGGAUCAGAUGGACGACGAGAACGUGGAUGUGUUGGCCGCCACUCAACACACACCGCAAGUGAACGCCAAA
Medioppia subpectinata is the source of this 262-nucleotide messenger RNA. Lineage: Eukaryota; Metazoa; Arthropoda; Arachnida; Sarcoptiformes; Oppiidae. The record is from the annotation of a GenBank genome assembly.